GCUUAUUGCAUUCUGAAAAUCUUACUGUAGCGUUACCACAGUAACAUCCGCGGAGGUACGGUGCGUUCAUCAUCGGUAUUGAGGAACUCCUGUCUUUAUGAAAUGUGUUUGGGAGAUAAUGAGUUGCAAUGAUUCGAAUGUCCGGCAAUGGAACCAGUUGCAGGAAUCAGAUUUCUUGGGUGGGGAAAAUAUAAACUGAUAGUCCAUCUGGUUACGAUAAGCGGUCUUUGAUAUGACGGUUCCGUGCUGGAUCAGCUUCGGCGGCAGUGCACGUGACAUCACUGGCGUUUAAAAUGGGCCGCGAUCCUGUCAGAGCAGAAAAGAUACAGAGAACUGGAGGUGCGGAUACAUUGCGCGGACAGAGAAUUUCUUCUACCCUCAAAACACCUAAUUUGAAAAAAAAAAUUUUAAUCAAACGAUGUUUUCUAGAGGUUACCCAGAGUAGUAGAAAGUGUGGAAUAAUUGCUUGGUAAAGUUGUUUGCCAGUUGUGACAAGGUGUUUGGGCAUACAGUCACAGACUUCCUUCCGAAAAGAUGGAGGCUGGACGAGGCUGUCCAAGGUCAUUGGUCCUUUGGACUCUGCUGGGGCUUAUUUCUAUUACACAAGCCCUCAAUCCGGAUGACCCCAACGUCUGCAGUCACUGGGAGAGCUACGCGGUGACUGUCCAGGAGUCGUACGCUCAUCCUUUUGACCAGAUCUACUACACCAGAUGCACCGACAUCCUCAACUGGUUCAAGUGUACCAGGCACAGGAUCAGCUACAAGACGGCGUACCGGCGGGGCGUGAGGACCAUGUACAGGCGCCGCUCGCAGUGUUGCCCGGGUUACUUUGAGAGCGGAGACCUGUGUGUCCCUUUGUGUACGGAGGAGUGUGCUCAUGGCCGCUGUGUGUCACCUGAUACCUGCCAGUGUGAACCAGGGUGGGGAGGCCUGGACUGCUCCAGUGGUUGUGAGAGUGACUACUGGGGGCCGCACUGCAGCAACCGCUGCCAGUGCCAGAAUGGGGCGCGCUGCAACCCCAUCACGGGCGCCUGCGUCUGCACCGACGGGUACCAGGGCUGGCGCUGCGAGGAGACCUGCGAGCCGGGCUACUACGGCAAGGCCUGCCAGCUGCCCUGCCAGUGCCUGAACGGCGCCACCUGCCACCACGAGACCGGCGAGUGCCUGUGCGCGCCCGGAUACACCGGAGCCUUCUGUGGAGAACGCUGUCCCUCGGGCAGCCACGGCCGCCAGUGUGAGCUGCGCUGUCCCUGCCAAAACGGUGGGGUGUGUCACCACGUCACCGGGGAGUGCUCUUGCCCUGCAGGUUGGACGGGCUCCGUCUGCGCCCAGCCGUGCCCGUUUGGCAAGUUUGGCAUCAACUGCAGCCAGGAGUGCCCGUGCCGCAACAGUGGGCUUUGCGACCACAUCAGUGGGCAGUGCCAGUGUGCGCCAGGCUACAGCGGGGAGAGGUGCCAAGAGGAGUGCCCAGUUGGCACCUACGGCCCUCAAUGCGCUCAGAAGUGCAACUGCCAGAAUGGCGCCAAGUGCUACCACAUCAACGGGGCGUGCUUGUGUGAUGAGGGCUUCAAAGGGGACAACUGCCAGGAGAGAUUCUGCCCCCCGGGGCUCUACGGCCUCAUCUGUGACAAGUACUGCCCCUGCAAUGCUAGCAACACCCUCAGCUGCCACCCUCUGUCUGGAGAGUGCACAUGUAUGGUGGGCUGGGCGGGAUUGUACUGCAAUGAGACGUGCCCGGCUGGUUACCACGGAGAGGGCUGCAGCCAGCCGUGCGACUGUGCCAACGGGGCCGACUGCGACGGCAUCACCGGAGCCUGCAUCUGCGCCCCUGGGUUUAUGGGAGAUGACUGUUCUGUAACUUGCCCCCCUGGACUGCAUGGAAUAAACUGCUCAUCCCCCUGCUCCUGUCGAAAUGAGGCUUUGUGCUCCCCCAUCGACGGCUCUUGCGUCUGCAGAGAAGGCUGGCAGGGUGUGGACUGCUCCAUUCUCUGCUCCAGUGGGACCUGGGGCCUGGGGUGCAACCAGUCCUGCCUAUGUGCCAACGGGGCAGCUUGUGACCCUGUGGACGGCUCCUGCACCUGCUCCCCGGGCUGGAGGGGGGAGCACUGUGACACACCCUGUCCCGAUGGCACAUAUGGGCUGGAGUGCCGGGAGCGCUGUGACUGCAGCCAUGCUGAUGGCUGUGACCCGGUGAGCGGGUACUGCCGGUGCCUCGCUGGCUGGACAGGGGUCCACUGCGACAACGUCUGCGUCCAGGGCCGCUGGGGACCCGACUGCUCCAUCACCUGCUCCUGCGAAAACGGCGGCUCCUGCUCCCCCGAGGACGGGACCUGCGUCUGCGCCCCUGGAUACCGUGGGACGUCCUGCAAGCGCAACUGCCCUCCUGGGUUCUACGGUCAGCGCUGUAGCCAGGCCUGCCCACAGUGUGUACACAGUGCCGGACCCUGUCACCACAUCACCGGACACUGCGACUGUCUGCCCGGCUUUUUCGGCUCUCUGUGUAACCAAGUGUGCUCCAGUGGCAGGUAUGGAAAAGGCUGUGCAGAUGUCUGCCUCUGCACCAACAACGGCACCUGCAACCCCAUUGACGGCUCCUGCCAGUGUUUCUCCGGCUGGAUUGGAGAUGACUGCUCCCAGGCCUGCCCUCCAGGACACUGGGGUCCUGACUGCAUCCACCUGUGUAACUGUCACAAUGGAGCCCAGUGCAGCGCCUAUGAUGGGGAGUGCAAGUGCAGCCCAGGCUGGACCGGCCUCUACUGCACUCAGCGCUGCCCCUCUGGGUUUUUCGGGAGGGACUGUGCGGAGGUGUGUCGCUGCCAGAACGGGGCAGACUGUGACCACAUCAGCGGGCAGUGCACCUGCCGCACCGGAUUCAUGGGGACCAGCUGUGAGCUGAAGUGUCCACCCGGGACCUUUGGUUAUGGGUGCCAGCUCCUGUGUGAGUGUCUGAACAACGCCACCUGUGACUAUGUAACAGGAACCUGUUACUGCAGCCCUGGGUAUAAAGGCAUCCGCUGUGAUCAGGCUGCCCAGAUGAUGGAAGAGUUGAACCCCUACACUAAGAUCAGCCCGGCGCGGGCGUCAGAGCGCCAGUCUGUGGGCGCGGUGAUGGGCAUCAUCUUCCUCCUGCUCAUUAUCAUGUCCAUGCUGAGCCUGUUUGUGUGGUACCGGCUUAGGCAGCGGGAGAAAGGUCAUGACAUGCCCAGCGUCUCCUACACCCCUGCCCUGCACAUCACCAACACCGACUACUCCCUCUCCGACACCUCUCAGAGCAUUAGCAAUGGCCAGUGCUUCUCAAACCCCAGCUACCAUGCACUUGCCCACUGCAGCCUUGCUCCUCACCUCACCAACAACCUGGACAGCAGAACUACUGCCAAGACGCAAAGCCAGACGGGAAGCAGGACCAGCCUGGACUGGAGGGGCUACCGAAACCUCGGCGAGCUCGAUUACAUGAAGGGCUCCAUGUGCAGCUCCAGCACCUGCUCCCUGAACAGCGAGAACCCCUACGCCACCAUCAAGGACCCGCCCGGCGUGGCCUGCAAGCACACCGAGAGCAGCUACGUGGAGAUGAAGUCCCCCACCCACCAGCUGUCCUUCUGCUCCUCCGCCACGCCCACCCCCACGGCCACCAAGAACAUCUACGACGUGGAGCCCACGGUGAGCGUCCUGCAGGGAGGAGGCGGGAUGGUGCCCAGUUUCCCCCAGGACCCCUACGACAUGCCCCGCAACAGCCACAUCCCCAGCCACUACGACCUGCUGCCCGUGCACCUCAGCCCCACCCACUCGCCCCCGCCCCCAGACAGCCCCCCCAGCUCCCUGCUGUAGGGCAACCGACCCCCCACGGAGACGCUGCUGGCCU
Molecule: messenger RNA, 3859 nt
Organism: Anguilla anguilla (European eel)
Lineage: Eukaryota; Metazoa; Chordata; Actinopteri; Anguilliformes; Anguillidae
Product: multiple epidermal growth factor-like domains protein 11
Exons: 24
Coding region: 535-3825 (1096 amino acids)
Molecular function (GO): scavenger receptor activity; protein binding
Source: RefSeq, a predicted model, not a curated record